Lolium rigidum is the source of this 1497-nucleotide messenger RNA. RefSeq names its product flavin-containing monooxygenase FMO GS-OX-like 8. Gene Ontology annotation, molecular function: N,N-dimethylaniline monooxygenase activity; flavin adenine dinucleotide binding; NADP binding. The coding region runs from base 1 to 1497 and encodes 498 amino acids. The transcript has a single exon. NCBI's taxonomy places the organism in Eukaryota, Viridiplantae, Streptophyta, Magnoliopsida, Poales, Poaceae. The record is from RefSeq and is a predicted model, not a curated record.
AUGGUUUCGGCAGGCGACGCCGAGCAGCCACUGCAGCUGCAGCUGCAGUCCAAGAAUGUGUGCGUGGUGGGAGCCGGCAUGGCUGGCAUGGCGGCUGCGCGCGAGCUGCGGCGGGAGGGCCACGCCGUGACGGUCAUGGAGCAGAGCGCCGACGUCGGCGGGCAGUGGCUGUACGACCCGAGGACCGACGGCGACGACCCGCUCGGGGCCACGGUGCCGGUGCGCGUGCCCGGCAGCAUGUACGCCUGCCUCCGCCUCAUCAGUCCACGGGAGGCCAUGGGGUUCUCCGACUUCCAGUUCCUGCCAAGGCACGGUGUCGCGGGCCGAGACCCGCGCCGCUAUCCCGUCCACCAGGAGAUGUACUGCUACCUCCGGGACUUCUGCGACGCGUUCGGGCUCAUGGACGCCGUCAGGCUCAGCACCCGUGUCCUGCGCGUUGCCGAGGCCGUGCCGACGUCUUCGUCGUCGACGCGUCAGUGGGCGGUGAGAUCCGUGCACCUCGGCGAUGGAAAAGAGAAGGAGGAGGUGUUCGACUCCGUGGUGGUGGCCACCGGGCACUACUCGCAGCCGAAGCUCCCUCGCAUCAAAGGCAUGGAGGAGUGGCUGCGGAGGCAGAUGCACAGCCACUCGUACCGGACGCCGGAUCCGUUCCGCGGCGAGGUGGUGGUGAUGGUCGGGUGCGGGGACAGCGGCAAGGACAUCGCGCUAGACCUGCGCCGCGUCGCCAAGGAGGUGCACCUCACCGCCAAGUCCACGGAGGAGGCAAUGACGCCGGCCAUGUCCAAGAUGCUGGCCAACCACGCCAACCUGCACCUCCACCCGCAGAUAGACCAGCUGCACGCCGACGGGCGCGUGGUGUUCGCGGACGGCUCAAGCGUCGUCGCGGACACGGUCAUGUACGGCACGGGGUACACCUACUCGUUCCCGUUCCUGGACACGGGCGGCGCGGUGACCGUGGACGACAACCGCGUCGGCCCGCUGUUCGAGCACGUGUUCCCGCCGUCCCUGGCGCCGUCGCUCUCCUUCGUGGGCGUGCCGAGGAAGGUUCUUAUUCCGUGGUUCUUCGAGGCGCAGGGAAAGUGGAUCGCGCAGGUGCUGUCCGGCCGGCGGGCGCUGCCGCCGGAGGAGGAGAUGCUGCGGUCCGUGGAGGAGCAUUACCGCGCCAGGGAGGCCGCCGGCGUGCCCAAGAAGUACACCCACGACAUCGGCGGCGUGGAACCUCUGAAGAUGUACGAGUUCGGGGAGAAGUACUGCGACUUCCCGCGGAUCGAGAACUGGCAGAGGGAGCUGAUCCUGUCGGGCAUCGCGGGUAUGAACGAGGACAUGGAGAACUUCCGCGACCGAACCGACGACAGCGACAACGUUCGGAAGGGCCUGCAGAGAUGGCUCGGCUUAGCUGCUCCACCUCAGGCUCAAGACGAUCAAAAUGUGGCUGGGAAAGAUAUAGCUGCUACUCAAGUUGAUGCGCAGGCCAUGACUAAGCUUCUUGUCAACUGA